AAAAUCAUUUCCAAAGUCACACCGAUUCAUCCGAAACGUCGUCGUCGUCUCUCCUUUUCUCCCUCUCUUUCUUUCCUUCCUCUGAACUUUGUGUUAACGCACGCUCUCACAGUCAAACGAAACACGCUCUCUCUCUAUCUCUUUUACCCUUCGCCGGAACUUAAUUAAUGAUGUGGAACAACGACGGAGACGACGACGACGACUUCCAGAUCCCUCCUUCCUCCUCUCAGCUUUCGCUUCGAAAGCCCCUUCACCCAACCAACGGUUCCAUCUCCCAACACCACCACCGUCCUCCCAGGAAGAAGCCCAGACUCAGCCGUUACCCGGGGAAGGAGAACAUCGCUCCGGCUCCUGAAUUUACCUCAAGCCCAUGUUUCUCUUCUGGGUCUUACGCGCUGGGCUCGUCUUCUUCUACUCCUGACUGUAGCUUACUCGAUUGUAUCCCUUCGAGUGUUGAUUGCUCUGCAGGAGAUUCCGGUGAGCCCUUCUGCUCUCUCGCGGCGGAGACAGAAGAGGAACAUGUUUUAGUUGGUGGGAAGGAGAAAGGUGAAUGCUUUAAGGCGAAUCAUGAGGGGUAUUCCUGUAAUUCGAUGGAGGCUAGGUUGUUGUUGAAGUCGAGGAUUCGUCUCGACGAGGAAGAGGAUGAGUCUGACUCUGAGUCUGAGCUUGACGUGUUGAUAAAGCUUUGCUCUGAGGGCAGAGAUGAUUCGAUUCAGUGUCCACUGUGUGAAACUGAUAUCUCUGCUUUGAGUGAGGAGGAGAGGCAAGUCCACACCAAUAACUGUCUUGAUACUCAAGCUCCUCAGCAAGGCUCAUUGAGAAAAUGCGAGAAGUCUUCUUCUUUGAUCGAAGAAUCUGUUGAUGAUCCUGUUCAGCUAGUUAAUGAUAUAUCUCCGGUGCUUAAAUGGGUUAGGAGUCUAGGUUUAGCUAAAUAUGAAGAUGUUUUUCUUCGUGAAGAGAUCGACUGGGAUACCCUUCAGUCACUCACUGAGGAGGAUCUCCUGAGCAUAGGUAUCACGUCGCUUGGCCCCAGAAAGAAGAUUGUGAAUGCACUUAGCACACUCAGAGAAGAAGCCUGUGCAGCAUCUUCAGCCGAAGCGCAGGCACAGUCUCUUUCUAAUAGUAGCCAUGUUACCGACAGACAGAGGGAGAGGUCAACCUACCGUAAAGCAAGUGAGCCUAAAAAACCAACCGCCAACAAGUUGAUUACAGAGUUUUUCCCUGGUGAUGCCACGAAGAUCCCGAAGAAGCUCCCUAAAGAACCUGUCGCAGAGCAGAGCUGUAGACGUGCUGCUGUGAGAAGAAACGGCAACAACGGAAAAUCUAAAGUCAUUCCACAGUGGAAUUGCGUUCCAGGGACACCUUUUCGAGUGGACGCAUUCAAGUACCUCACACGCGAUUGUUGCCAUUGGUUUCUUACACACUUUCAUCUUGAUCAUUAUCAAGGUCUGACGAAGUCAUUUAGUCACGGGAGGAUAUACUGUUCCUUAAUCACCGCAAAGCUGGUAAAUAUGAAGAUCGGGAUCCCUUGGGAGAGACUGCAAGUCCUGAACCUUGGCCAGAAGGUUAGUAUUGCGGGUGUUGAUGUGACAUGCUUUGAUGCAAACCACUGCCCCGGAUCCAUCAUGAUACGCUUUGAACCAGCCAACGGUAAGGCUGUUCUACAUACGGGUGACUUCCGCUAUAGUGAAGAUAUGUUAAACUAUCUGACUGGUUCGCCUAUCAGCUCUCUUGUCCUUGAUACUACAUACUGUAACCCUCAGUAUGACUUUCCAAAGCAAGAGGCGGUGAUACAGUUUGUUGUUGAGUCUAUUCAAGCAGAAGCCUUUAAUCCAAAGACCCUUUUCUUAAUAGGAAGUUACACCAUUGGAAAGGAGAGGCUGUUCUUGGAGGUUGCACGUGUGCUACGUGAGAAGAUCUACAUCAAUCCUGCAAAGUUAAAACUCCUAGAGUGCUUGGGGUUCUCUAAGGAAGAUAUGCAGUGGUUUACAGUGAAAGAAGAGGAGAGCCACAUUCACGUUGUGCCCUUGUGGACGCUUGCCAGUUUCAAACGGCUGAAACAUAUAGCUAACCGAUACACAAACCGAUACAGCCUAAUUGUUGCAUUCUCUCCAACUGGGUGGACAUCGGGUAAGUCCAAGAAGAAGUCUCCAGGAAGAAGGUUACAACAGGGUACAAUAAUAAGGUACGAGGUUCCUUAUAGUGAGCAUAGCAGCUUCACAGAGCUGAAAGAGUUUGUGCAAAAAGUGUCGCCUGAAGUGAUCAUACCGAGUGUUAACAUCGAUGGACCUGAGUCUGCAUCUGCAAUGGUGUCUAUGUUGCUUACAGAGAGUGUAUGAGAAAGAUGGACGAAGGAAGUAGAGAUAUCAUCAUCAUGUUUUAAUAGGUGUAAUGUAGCAUUAUGUAACCCACCACGUGAGAUUCUAUGUAUUGUUUUCGUGAAAUGUUCUUUCUAAUAUUAAUUCUUCAAGUAAACAAACACAUUAUUA
Molecule: messenger RNA, 2489 nt
Organism: Raphanus sativus (radish)
Lineage: Eukaryota; Viridiplantae; Streptophyta; Magnoliopsida; Brassicales; Brassicaceae
Exons: 10
Coding region: 168-2339 (723 amino acids)
Biological process (GO): interstrand cross-link repair; double-strand break repair via nonhomologous end joining; protection from non-homologous end joining at telomere
Molecular function (GO): 5'-3' DNA exonuclease activity; protein binding; damaged DNA binding
Source: RefSeq, a predicted model, not a curated record